AUGGAUAUUGAAUUUGAUGAAGUUAUGAAAAUAUUCAGGUCAAAUUUACCUUAUGAGGAAAUUCAGGCUAUGGUUUCUUCAUCUCUUGAGAAAUGGUAAAUUGAUUAUAUUAAGAAUAUAGAAUCUGAAGAAUAUAAGGUAAACAAAUGGAUUUCUUAUUUUAUAGUAAGCGUUUCAAAUUGGUAAAAAAGUUUGUGUGAUACUACAAUAGAAUCUUAAAUAAUUGUGCUUAAAAAUUCAAAAUUAACUUCCAAAUAUUAAGGAUAUUAAGGAUAUAAUAAUUAAUAUUCUGGAUGAUAACAGAUAAUUUUCAGAAGCUGAAAUUAAUCAAAUGUUCGAUAUAAAAGUCAAAUUAAAAAACAAUGAUGAUAUUUUACCAUUUGAAUUAAAGAGAUUACAAGAGUAUUUAGAGUAUAUAAUUAAAUUCAUAAAAUAGAGAUCAUUUAUUUUUCUUAAUAUCUUUUGUAAAUAAUAUUGGUGCUAUAUAAAUUUUAAGAAAAAAUAUUUAAAUUGGACUUAACUAUCUUUGUAGAGCCUUAUUUAUUAGAUCAUAUUUGGUUACAAAAAAUUUAUUCAUUUAUUAAUAGAUUCAUUUGUAAUUGAAUAUUUGUUAUGCAUUAAAUUAAAUGAAUAAACCAUAAUAAGCAAUAUAAUUGAUAACAUAUCCAAUGUAAAUUUUAGAAGAAAUGAGUUAAGAUAGUAAAACACAUGAUUUUCUAAUAAAGAAUCGAAUUAUUUUUUCAUUAAUUGAAUUUUAAAUUAAUAAUAGACAAAAGGCAAUGAUUCCAUAUCCUAAGGAAAUCCCACCUUAUUAGAUACAUUAUCAUUUACUUUUGGGAUAUUAAUUUUAUGCUUAAAUUUUUGAAGUUUUAGGAAAGUAUAGUAAUGAUUUAAUACAAUUUUAAUUAGAACAAAAUCCUAAUAAGAAUGUCAAUAGUAUUUUAAUAGAAUGUAUGAUGAAUAUAAGAGAAUGAAUCCAAAAGCAUUUGAAUAAUUAAAAUAGAAAUAAGAAAUAUUAGCAGCAUAAUUAGAAAAGAAGACAUCUAGAUAGACAACAGAAUAAAAAUAGGAAAGAUAAAAAACAGAAUAAAAAUAAAGAACAGAAUAAAGAGAGGAAGAGAAUAGAAAAAGUGAGAGAGAGUAGGAUGAUAAUUCAAUAGUUUUUUUUUAAGCUUGGGAGGAUGAUUUAUUUAAUGUAGCAAUGAAUUUGAGAGAAGAAUAAGAGUAAGAUUUAGAUAUGAUUUUUAAGUUGUUUGGAAAUAAUAAUAUAUUCAAUUGAGAUAGGAUUUACAAGAAAAUUGUAUGUUUCAUUAUUAGACUUACGAGGAGAUUAUUAAGAUAUGUAGACUUACAAGGAUUUAUUUGAUUAGAUAUAGAUAGUAGAUUUAGAAAGAGGACAAUUUGAUUUAGUGAAUUAGAGAUGGUAUGAAACAUUAUCUGGUUGUAUGCAUAGAAUAGCUAAUUGA
Messenger RNA from Paramecium sonneborni, 1466 nucleotides. The record is from the annotation of a GenBank genome assembly. NCBI's taxonomy places the organism in Eukaryota, Ciliophora, Oligohymenophorea, Peniculida, Parameciidae.